CCCCCUCAUAGCCAAAAUGGCUCUGCAAUGAUCCCUCUCACGUCCCAUCUCUCCUCUCCCCUAUUUUUUCCCUUCUUCUUCUUCUUCUUCUUCUUCUUCCAUCGAAUCAGUUAUCCGGCGGCCGUUCGUUUCUCUCCGCCGCCGACUUUGAACUGAUUUUCCUCGAGUGCCUUGUAUUGCUGAUUGGAUCGAUCUUCGCCGGAGGUAACAUCAAUCGGUACUUGUGUUUUUGAAGCUAGAGAGUUGGUGAAUUAGCUGAAUUCGACGAGAGUUGAGACGAGAUGCUAGAUCUUAACCUCAAUGUCGUCUCGGCCGAGUCCACUCAGGACUCUGACUCGGGAGCGGGCUUUGCCAGUAAGCUUGCGGAAGGUUCUGGGAACCAAAUGGACGAAUCCGGAACGUCAAAUUCCUCAAUCGUCAACGACGACGAGGAGUCUUCCUCAGCACGCGCCUGUGGUGACGCCUCCACUUUCUUUUUCGAUGUACUGAAGAUUGGGAGUGGUGGUGAGAACAGCGAUGCCGUGGUGACGAGAGAGCUCUUCCCGGUGGGCGGAGUUGGAGGCGAUUUUAUGGUUUCCGAGGGGCAGAGCUCCGGAAACAAGCGGAUCGAUCUGUCGUUCGAGAAAAAGGAAACCAGCGAGGUGCGGGCGAUGCAUCAACUAGCACAGCAACAGCAGCAGGUUAAGAAAAGCAGGCGAGGGCCCAGGUCAAGGAGCUCGCAGUAUAGAGGAGUUACUUUCUAUAGGAGGACUGGGAGAUGGGAAUCGCAUAUAUGGUGAGUGUUUAUCUUUGAAUUUUCCGAUUAUUUUUUUACCGGUUGUAGAAUUUUGAAUGGGAGUCCGGAUUCAAUAGUUGAAUUUCUUGGGUCUAUACGGUUGGACUGAAUUUUAUUAGGUUUUUAUGGGUGUGUAAUAUAUUGAUUUGAUUUAA
Rubroshorea leprosula is the source of this 930-nucleotide messenger RNA. Lineage: Eukaryota; Viridiplantae; Streptophyta; Magnoliopsida; Malvales; Dipterocarpaceae. The record is from the annotation of a GenBank genome assembly.